Loxodonta africana (African savanna elephant) is the source of this 1201-nucleotide messenger RNA. RefSeq names its product olfactory receptor 5L1-like. Gene Ontology annotation, molecular function: odorant binding; G protein-coupled receptor activity; olfactory receptor activity. The coding region runs from base 1 to 939 and encodes 312 amino acids. The record is from RefSeq and is a predicted model, not a curated record. The transcript has a single exon. Lineage: Eukaryota; Metazoa; Chordata; Mammalia; Proboscidea; Elephantidae. Gene Ontology annotation, biological process: sensory perception of smell; G protein-coupled receptor signaling pathway. Gene Ontology annotation, cellular component: membrane.
AUGAACCAGAAAAACUGCACCAAGGUGACAGAGUUCAUUCUCCUUGGAUUAUCAGACAUCCCGGAGCUGAGAGUCUUCCUCUUUCUACUGUUCCUUCUAAUUUAUGGAGUCACGGUAUUGGGUAACCUGGGCAUGAUAGCAGUGAUUCAGGUCAGCUCUCAGCUUCACACCCCCAUGUACUUUUUCCUCAGCCACUUGUCCUUUGUGGAUUUCUGCUACUCCACCGCUGUUGUGCCUAAGAUGCUGGACAAUAUCGUAAACAAGGACAAAGCCAUUUCUUUUGUGGGGUGUACUGUACAGUUCUACUUGUUUUGCACAUGUGUGGUCACAGAGGUCACACUGUUGGCCGUAAUGGCCUAUGACCGGUUUUUGGCUAUCUGCAACCCACUGCUGUACGUGGUCAUCAUGUCCCAGAAGCUCCGUGUAGAGCUGGUGUCUGGCUGCUACCUGUGUGGAACAGUGUGUUCUCUGAUGCACUUGUGUUUAGCUGUUGAAAUUCCAUCCUAUCGAUCAAGUGUGAUUAACCACUACUUCUGUGAUCUACCCCUUCUCUUAACUCUUGCCUGCUCUGAUGUUUCUAUGAAUGAACUGCUACUGUUUAUUGUAGCCACUGUCAAUGAGAUCGGCACCAUUGUGAUAAUCCUCACCUCCUACUUGUUUAUUUUCAUCACCAUUCUGAGGAUGCACUCUGCAGAGGGACGGUACAAAGCCUUUUCUACCUGUGCCUCCCACCUCACAGCCAUCGUUGUCUUCCAUGGAACAAUCCUUUUCAUUUAUUGCCGGCCUAGUUCAGGCAAGAGUUUGGACAAAGAAAAGGUAGCCACAGUGUUCUACACUGUAGUGAUUCCCAUGCUGAACCCCCUGAUCUAUAGCCUGAGGAACAAAGAUGUGAAGGAAGCUAUCAGGAAAAUGGUGGCCCCCAAAAUAUUUUUUUUUUAAAUAAUGUUUAUUGUGCCUUAAGUGAAAGUUUACAAAUCAAGUCAGUCUGUCACAUAUAAACUUAUGUACACCUUACUACAUACUCCCAUUUACAUUCCCCCUAAUGAGUCAGCCCGCUCCCUCCUUCCAGUCUCUCCUUUCGUGACACUUUUGCCAGUUUCUAAACCUCUCUACCCUCCCAUCUCCCCUUCAGACAGCAGAUGCCAACAGAGUAUCAAGUGUCCACCUCAUACAAGUAGCUCACUCCUCAUCAGCAUCUCUC